GCCAUACACUCACGACAUUCGUACGGCACUGUACACUCACGGCGGCAGCAGCAAUCUGUCUCGGGUAUUAUACCGGCCAACGUGAACACUCAGUAGCUCAUUAGUCCGGUGGAAGUAGCGGAUGGUGGUCGUGGUUCGUUCUCGUUCGUGUUGAUGUGCUGCCAUUCUUUCUUCAAUGUUCUGUACGUCAGCUGAAUAGCUGUAUGAGCAGUGAUCCUCCUGUGCGUGUGUGUUACACUAUUCCUUCAAUCUGUGCUUUACGUGCGCUUCGGUUCGGUUCGGUGUCUGUCUGUUUGUCCGUAGGUUUUGGGGCCGUUUAAGCCACCCCCUCGCGUUUGCUUGUUCGCAAAGAAGAAAACUAUAUGCAAUGCACCUUAACGGGUGUCAUUCGAGCCUCGCUACCGAGGACACACUAGCCGUAGCCGAAAAAUAGUGAAGAGUUCGGGCGCCACUAGUUUACUCCUCUACUACUACUACUACUACGACGUCUACUCCUGCUGUGCAGACCGGCAGAAUCAGCUAUCAGCACACACUGCAAUCAAUUCCUGCUUGUGAUCGAGCUAAAGUGUAAAAGUGUUGUGUGCUCUCCAAACGACGAAAGAGUGCAAUGUGUGCUGCGAUCCCGUGUUAGAACAUGAUUGGCAACCACACCGUUUGCGUUUGCCAACUGCUGGCCAUCGCUUGGAUGCAGCACCAGCAACUAUCAGCGGAAACUGCGUAAACUGCCCUUCGCUGUCAAAAAGGAGAACAACCAGCCAGCCAGCCAGCCAGAGUGCAAACAACGAGGAGCGAGAUUCAUUAUCAGAUUGUCUGCACGACCGAGCGUAAAAAAAAAUAAUCGACACGGGCAACAGAUAGGCCACACACCAGAACAAGCACGUACAUAGACACCCGAUACAGCGUGGCGCUACCGGUAGAUGGCAAAUAGCAGCCCGACGAUGAACCGCGUCCGUUACCGUCCUUUGGUGGUUGUUACCGCGACCAUCCUGCUAGCGGUAUCUAGCGCCCACUGCUUCCUCACCAACUACCGUGGACUGGACGUGGUCGGCCUGUGCUCGGCCAAUAUGCGGAACUGUUCGUGUAAGUCGUACACGGGUUCGGAGAGUGAAAUCGACUGCCCGGGCGACGAUCCGACGAUACAGCUGCGGAUCGAGCCGCUCCAGUCCGCGGAGGUCAAGUGUCGCCGGAAGAGGCACCACGACUUUAGCCAGAUGCCUCAGCUGGCGAUUGGCGAAACGAAGCGGUUAACCAUCGACUACUGUCCGCUGGUGGCCAACCGGUCCAUCCUGGAGCAGAUGGACUUUCUAGGCGCGAUGCAAGUGAAGCUACUGUCGCUGAAGAACAAUGCCAACGGGGCGCCACUGGAAAGGAACCACUUCCGUGGGCUGGAAGCGCUCGACCGGCUGACGAUCAGCAAUGUAAAGCUGGACGACGUCCUGCCCGACCUGUUCGCCCAUCUGCCGAACCUUACCUGGCUAGACUUACGGGAGAGCGUGGCCAAGCUGCCACCAAGCGUCUUCCAUACCUUGCCGAGCCUGAGAAUCCUUGACCUGAGCUUGAACGGCAUACAGGAGCUACUGCCACGGCAGCUAGAGAAGCUGGGUGAGCUACGGCUACUCAGUCUCUGGCGUAACGAGCUGGCCAAUCUCAGUCGGCACGUGUUUACGGGGCUGCAACAGCUGGAACGGUUGGACCUGUCGGCCAACAAGUUGGAGCACCUGCCCAGUGAGUUGUUUGUAGGGUUGCCCAAUCUGACCGAGCUGGCACUGAGCAAUAACUGUCUGCGCGCCCUGCCAAAGGGCCUGUUCCGGGCAAAUCGCGAACUGAAAAAGGUGAAGCUAGCGUUCCAGCAAACUACCAUGGAAACGCUGCCGCCCGAUCUGUUCCAAAAUCUGCCGACCCUGGAACAUGUCGAUCUUGAGCGCAUCGGUUUAGUGAAGCUGCCGAAAACCGUAUUCCAAGGAUCGGCCAACAUACGGGAGCUCAGCCUGGCUGCGAACCGGCUGCAGUCGCUUCCACCAGAACUGCUACACGAUCAGCACGCGCUGCAGAUGCUCGAUCUGGGCUCCAAUCAGCUUACCGCCUUAUCUAUACGAUUGCUGCAAAACACCGUCGAGCUGCGGGUGCUUCGGUUGUCCCAAAAUCGGAUCAGCCAAAUAUCGGCUGGCCUGCUGCGGUCCUUGGAGAAGCUGGAGCAGCUUUACCUAAACGACAACCAGCUGCACACGAUCGGGCUGUACGCCUUCAGGAACACGCCCAACCUGCAGACGCUACACCUGCAGAAUAACCAGCUGACGUCCCACUCAUUCAACAUGAUCAAAACGAAAGCAAAAACGGACACGGAAACCGAAUCCGCUGUGCAGGCUGUCAUGCAGACGGAAUCGGCAGUAAACAUAGAAACGAACACGGAAACGGAAAUGGAGAUGGAAGAAGAGGCGGACGAUGGCGUGGAGGUGUUCGUGCGUGACGGUUCAGCUUUCCAAUAUUUGCACAACCUGCGCGAUCUCGACCUGUCGUACAACUUCCUGUCAACGGUGUUCCGCGAUCUGCUCGUCAACGCUCACAAUCUCGAGCGGCUCAACUUGACAAACAAUAACAUCACCAGUCUCACGGCUGCGAACCUCCAGUUCCUGUCUCAAGAUGUACUGGUCGAUCUGGAGCGCAACCGCAUCUUCGAAAUUAACUUGGCCGAUAUCGAGCAGCUGAUGGAGCUGCAGGAUAACCAACCGGGAACGGUGGAGAAGCUCGAAAGGACGCGGACCCGUAUACUGCUGAACGAAAAUCCGCUCAAUUGUAACUGCAUCGUUUACACGCUUGCCCUCUACCUGAAGCAUCAGCUGAGCAAUAAGGUAUACGAGCGACUGCACCUAGUAGCCGAUCGGCUCACCUGCCAAGGCCCCGAACAGCUCCAUGGUAUGCUGGUGCGCGAUUUGCGGCCCAGCGAGCUACUGUGCGAGCUGGAUACGCCAUCCACCCAAAUCCGGCACUGCCCAGCGGCCUGUAAUUGUUUCGUUCGACCAGCCGACCUGGGCGUAGUGGUGAAAUGCAACGGGCAAGGGUUGACCCAGAUCCCAACUCUACCGAAUCCCUGCUCCUUCGGGUACCGCUUCAUCGAACUGCACGUUGAGAACAACAACGUUACCGAGCUGCCAGCCAUCGGCGACAACGACGGAUGGUCCGCGGUGCAGGAGCUUUAUGCUAGCAAUAACUCCAUCGAGGAGCUGUCGCCGGCACAACUGCCGGUUGGGCUGCGUGUGCUCGAUCUAACCCGCAACAAACUCACGCACAUCGCGGAACCGCUGACCGAUUGGAUGGCACAAUCGCCGACGCUUACCGCGAUACGGCUGGCUCAGAACGCUUGGGUCUGCAGCUGCGAAACGGCCUCGCUCUUGGCGUUCGCCCUAGCCAACCACAACCACAUCGAGGACUUUGGGCGAAUAAAGUGUGCCGAUGGACGAGCCUUUGGAGCUACCCUGCACAGCGAGCUCUGCGCGACCGAACCGUAUACCGCAAUCAUCCUAAUGGUCUGCAUGAUCUUGCUCAUCGUCGCCUCUAUGGUAGCUUUGCUCUCGCUGCUCUACUACAACUACCAUCUUGAACUGAAGGUAUGGUUAUUCCGCCAUGGCCUCUUUCGCGUGGUGGAGGACGAACUGGACCAGGACAAGCAGUACGAUGCAUUCCUUUCCUAUUCGCACAAGGAUGAGAGUUUCGUCACCGAGCAUUUGCUGCCGGUGCUCGAGCGGCACCCACUGAACUUCAAGAUAUGCUGGCACAUGCGUGACUGGGUACCAGGAGAGAUGAUUACUUCCCAGAUAUUGAGCUCGGUGGAGAAAUCGCGACGCACGAUCAUUGUCCUAUCCAGCAAUUUCCUAGUUUCGCUCUGGGGCCAGCUGGAGUUCCGAACCGCCCAUUUGCAAUCGAUGAACGAACGGCAGAACAGAGUGAUCAUCAUCAUCUACGACGAUAUCGGUAGCAUCGACGACCUCGAACCAGAACUGCGCGCCUACCUCAAGACAAACACAUACGUGCGAUGGGGUGAUCCGUGGUUUUGGGACAAGGUCAGAUAUGCGAUGCCCCAUCCACCACGGGCUCACAGCAAGGGCGCCAGUGGUGGAGGACUAUUUGUGCGUAAGCUGCAGAGUUCGGUCGACGAUAAACUGGAGCUGAUCAAACCGACCGCACCUCAACCGACGGCGAUGACAGCAGACACGAUGGCAUCGCCCCUAUCUCCUCAACCAAGCAUUCCUUCAGAUCCAAACAACAGCAGUGGUAAGGCAACCGUUUCGUCUUUGCCACCACAUCAAGUUGUCAUCAAUUCGUUGCACUACCAGCACCAGCAGCAGCGGCCACAACUUUUGAUUCCUGCCAACGGCCAUAUCAAUGGUGCGUUCCUCAUUAAUAGCAACGCUAAGCAAAGCGAUGUGUGAUCCAACAGACAGAGGAUGGCCCUUGCGUCUUUCAAUCUCCAUUCAUAUCGCAAUUGAUUGAAAUCGUUCAGUCCAUUCACCACGCGGCAAAGUUCGGGCAUCGCAACUACCACAAAUGAAUUUCGAAAUACCCGACAAACUUGAAAAAAAAACACUAGUUGCUAAGAUAAAUUUUAAUAUUGUCAACAGACGAAAGUUGCUCGGAGCGAUGACGAAUACCGUCCACCGUUCCGGAGCGGAUCGAUCUACCACCUAAUAUUUUUUACUCGCUAAGCAAACAUCAAAGAAGAUUGAUAGUCACCGUAAAUGUGUAACGAAUGUGAGUAAUUACUCGCUAUCUCAAUGUGUGAAUUCCCCCAAAAAGUGAAAAUUAGAGUUCUAAAUCCCUAGCAUGCCUAAGAAACUGCACAGGUUUUGAUACAUAAACUCGUCGUUCUUUCGAAUUUUCCUUCAGACUCGUUGCAUUGAAAUGUUCCUAAGAAAUCAAGAAAGGAUCUCGAUGAGAAUGGAAUAUCUGAAACAACCUUGAAAUUAAGUGAUCAUCUAUACUUGUUCAUCUGCUCGUUGCCUUGUAGUAGGGAUUCAUCCAUCAAAAAUCCAAAACGCGACAUACUCAAUCAGACUGAAUAUGUGGGCAUCAAACCACAGCCCCACUUAACUUUGAAAUCAUAAUUUAAAAUGAAAUCUCGAAUGACUUUCAUAACUUUAGUAAUGAAAAAGAAAGCGUUUAGAAUUUUGUCAAAUAAUUUUGCCGACCUCCAAACCAGAGUCUCCAAACCAAAACAAUAACCAACCUGAUUGAUAAAUUGUUCUUUAAAAGAAAUCAAAACAGCUCGUAAUAAAGGACGAUGAAGAUGUACUGGCAGUAAACCAAAACGAAUACAGAACGAAUAAACUGUGUAACAUAUAUUUCAAACAUUUGGUUGUUUUAAUCAGUAUGUUGUUUAUAGCUAGUAUGUUCAAAGCUUUGUUAUUUU
Molecule: messenger RNA, 5404 nt
Organism: Anopheles darlingi
Lineage: Eukaryota; Metazoa; Arthropoda; Insecta; Diptera; Culicidae
Product: protein toll-like
Exons: 4
Coding region: 918-4427 (1169 amino acids)
Biological process (GO): toll-like receptor signaling pathway; immune response
Cellular component (GO): membrane
Molecular function (GO): transmembrane signaling receptor activity; protein binding
Source: RefSeq, a predicted model, not a curated record